Beauveria bassiana ARSEF 2860 is the source of this 2352-nucleotide messenger RNA. RefSeq names its product formyl transferase domain-containing protein. The coding region runs from base 1 to 2352 and encodes 783 amino acids. The record is from RefSeq and is a predicted model, not a curated record. Gene Ontology annotation, biological process: biosynthetic process. Gene Ontology annotation, molecular function: catalytic activity. The transcript has a single exon. NCBI's taxonomy places the organism in Eukaryota, Fungi, Ascomycota, Sordariomycetes, Hypocreales, Cordycipitaceae.
AUGAAGAUUCUCUUCUUCUGUACUGCUUUCAAUUCAUUAUCGCAGCGGGCGUACCUGGCGCUCUCGGAACAGCACUACGUGACGAUUGAAUAUGCCUUGUCCAAUGAGCUCAUGAUUGAGGCUGCCGAGCUUGUCAAGCCCGAUCUCAUCAUUUGCCCGUUUCUCACGACACUUGUGCCCGCCCAAGUAUAUAACAACUACCUCACCCUCAUCGUCCACCCUGGGCCGCCGGGCGAUGCUGGCCCAAGUGCCCUGGACUGGCUUCUCAUGGGCGACGACGGAACAGAGCCGGACAGCAAAAAGCUCCUCCAACGCAAGUCGCUGAGCGAGCAAGGACGCCCUUACUGGGGCGUCACCGUUUUGCAAGCCACGGCCGACUUUGACAUGGGCCCAGUAUGGGCGUUUGAGCAGUUUGCCGUCGACAUUGACCAGCCGCACAUAACCAAAUCAAGUCUCUACAGAGGACCAGUCACCCGCGCCGCCAUCACCGCUGUCCUGAAAGCAGUAGACCGCAUCACCAUUUCCGCCGAUGCAAGAAACGCCACCGCUCACAAAUCCGCCUCACCGCCGCCGCCGCCGGCCAGUAUCAGUAUGAGUGCCGGAAAGGGCAUCACCGAGCGCUCCUCGAACAAGGCCGCCGUAGACCCGAGCCUCGUCGCCAACGCCGUCUUUGCCCAGCUCUCCGUCACCACCGGCCAGCCCUUCCAGGGCGGCAAGACGCUGCACCGACCGCUCCUGCGCGCCGCAGACCGCGACUUUGACCCGAGGAUCCACGACGCCGUCGAAAUCUCCCGCCGGAUACGAUGCGCCGACUCGCAGCCCGGCUGCCUCAGCAGCCUGUUUGGGCCCAAGCUGUACCUGUACGGCGGCGUCGUGGACAGCGGCAAGCAGGCCGCCGGGUCGGCGCCCGGAUCCGUCAUUGCGAGCCGCGAAGACGCCGUCUGCAUCGCCACGUGCGACGGCAAGGGCGUCUGGAUCACACACGUCCGCCGCGUCAAGGCCAAGACGGACGCGUCGCUGUGGCCCAAGGUGCCGGCCGUCCAGGGACUCGCGGAGCUCUCGGAGCACAGCAUGGGAUACAAAAACCUGCAGCGCGUGGUGUCGAUGCGCGGACGGCAGCGGCCCGGCAAGGAGGAGGAGGAGGAGUGGUCUAGGGCGACGAGCAGCACGCUGCAGGACAUUUGGAUCGAUUUCGAGCCGGCUUCUGACAAGGACGGCAACAUUGCAUACGUCUUUUUCGAUUUCUACAACGGAGCAAUGAGCACAAAGCAAUGUCGACGGUUGCUCAAGGCCCUGCAAUACAUUCUUUCAGUGGCUAAUGAAAAGUCUGUCCGAGCUCUUGUGUUGAUGGGAGGCUCGUAUUUUAGCAACGGUAUUCAUCUCAACGUCAUUGAAUCUGCCGCAGACCCGGCGCUCGAGUCAUGGUUCAACAUCAACGCCAUUGACGACCUCAUAUACAGUAUCCUGCACGACUUUCCCGGCCGCGAGAUCAAGACCAUUGCCGCCAUUAGAGGAAACGCCGCCGCUGGCGGGGUUGCCCUGGCCACCGCCUGCGAUUUUGUCCUCGCUGGUGAAGACGUAGUGCUCAACCCGGCCUACCGUGCCAUGGGUCUCCAUGGCUCCGAAUUUCACAGCCUUACCUACAAUGCCCGCUGCCGCGGCGAUCACGGCAAGCGGAUCCUACGCGACAUGAUGCCUCUCAGCGCCAGCGCCGCCGGCCACUUGGGGCUCGUCGACCACGUCCUGCCCGGCUGGGGUGCGAGUCUGGAUUCCGCCGUCAAGGCGCAGGUCAAGGCCCUCAUCCUCACCUCGGUCCUUGUCGGCGGCGGCGGUGGCGCGCGCCCAGACUCGACGGCCGAGUGGAAGCGCGGCCUGGACCUGUCGAGCGGCGCGCUGGCGCGCAUCCGCGCCGAGGAGCUCGCCGAGAUGGCCAAGGACUUUUGGAGCCCCCGCGCGCGGCGCUACCACCCGCGACGCCACGACUUUGUGCGCAAGGCCAAGCCGGCCGCCACGCCCCGGCGGUUUGCGCUGCACCGCAGGUCGGACGGCCUAAUCGUGGACGAAGAGGACGACGACCGCUUCGACUCGGUCGAGUGGUUCGCAGUCAAGGAGAGCGUCGUGAUGAUGACGACGAUGACGAAGACGCAGCAGCAGCGCCUCGAGGAGCUGGCGAUUCCCAAAGAGCCGGAAAAGGUGUAUGCGCGCAGCGUAAAGGCGCAGUCGGCCAGCAGCGGCACGACCGAGGGGCUGAAUUGGAGCAGCAAAGAAGCUGUGCCCAGAGCAAAGACGCGAGGGACCAUAUUUUGCUGCUAUUAUGAUCCAGAAGACGAAAAAGGCGCCAUGGAGGUGUAA